Cuscuta campestris is the source of this 675-nucleotide messenger RNA. The record is from the annotation of a GenBank genome assembly. NCBI's taxonomy places the organism in Eukaryota, Viridiplantae, Streptophyta, Magnoliopsida, Solanales, Convolvulaceae.
CAACUGGCAGUGAGGAAGAACAAGAGGUCAAGGAUCUGCAUCAAGACAUCAUUAACCGAAACCCCAGAAUUUAGCGCUGUCAAUCUGUCUAUCUCCAUCACCACUCCCUGAAACCUGGGAACAAUGAUGUCUUUCUGGGCUGUGACUUUCCAUUGCUGGGUUUUCUGUUCUUGAGACAAUGCUGAUUACAGUUAUAAUUGGAGCAGUGCUGAGAAUUGAUUCUCAAAAAUCAUGACUUUCAGCAAUUCCAAGCCUGUAAGAUCCCAAGAUGAUCUUGAAUCAGCCAAGUAUGGAGAUGCAAUGGCUAAGGUGAAGUACAAGAUUGAGGGGUCCCGAUUUGAGCCAAAGAGCGGGAAGUCGUCGAUAAAGGCUAAAGUACUAUCCCGGGUUUUCUCAGAAGACUAUGAAAGAAUGGCCAAGAAGAAGCCGAAUCCUCCCGACGACGGACCCGACGCCAACGCCUAAAACGUGAUCGAGAGGCCUCCCACGCUUCACUUCUAAACGACUACUUUAAUAAUCCAUGUGUUUAUACACUGGAAGAUUUUAGUAAUCGUUUUCGGAUGAGUCGUCCUCUCUUCUUAGUGAUUUCUUUGUACUGUUGUUUUUUUAUGUAAUUUUUUUUAAUGUUUUUUUUAUGAAUGUAAGAUUUUUUUAUAAUGAAUUUAUUUUUUUAUG